CCUCUGAUGGUGGGCGUGUGCGUUACGGAAACAGUAGCCGAAAUAAAUGCGGCUCCUUACCACCAACGAGGAAACCGGGUUAGCAGGUGAGGGCGCAGUUAGCCAUGUAUAUAGUGUUACGUAUGGAAGUGUGUCAAGGUUUUCGUCGCGUUAACUAAUUAACAUUCGUUCAAAGUUAGGUACUUGUCAUUUUUAAACAAAGGUUGUACCGCCAUAGAUUUGCUGCUGGUAAACAGGCUUCUUUUAUCUACACCGGAGGCUGCUUUUUAUUUUACCUUCCGGGUUCUGUUUAAGUACUCGGUAUUUGUGGUUCAGGUAGAACCGGUUCUGAGUAACAGAUUAAUCCGUGUGAACUGUCAGUAUACGGGAAAGGAAACAUGUCAGGCUUUGGUCGCCGAAUUAGGAGUCGUUUAGAGAAAGCGUGUCAUUAUCUGCCCAUUGUAGUGAACACCGUGCUCGUGCUGUCAAUCACCGGCGAAGUUAGUUAUUUGGUGGUGGUCGAGGCACCUCGGGAAGCCGAGCAGAAGGAGAGCGAGUGGUCGGGGGUGUGGAAGGCACUCCACCUCCUGCUGCAGUACUUCAUGCUGGGGAACAUAACGUGGAAUGCCAUGCUGUUCCUGAGGACCAGCCCGAGCAUCCGCGGCGUCUUCCUCGACGGAGACAACGUGGGUCAAGGCUGGAGGUACUGCUAUACCUGUGAGACGCACACCCCUCCGCGCUGCUCGCACUGUUUCGACUGCAACGUGUGCGUGCUACGGCGUGACCACCACUGCGUCUUCUUUGGCCAGUGCGUGGGCUUUCGAAACUACCGCUACUUCCUGAGCAGCCUGUUCUUCAUGUGGGCGGGCUUGCUGUACGCCGUCGUCAUGAACGCCGAGGUCUUCAUUGUCAUCCUAAAGGAGGGCGUUACCUUGCACAGUGUCAUGCUGCUCAUGGUGCCCUGGAUCAUGCUCGUCUCUGGUCAGGUGACGGCUGGUGCCUUUGCCUUCGCAUUCAUCGCAGACACAUGCGUGGUGGGCUUUCUGUUAGUGGCUGGUUUCCUCUUCUUCCACGUGGGCCUGAUGCUGCGGGGCCAGACCACCAGGGAGUGGUAUUCAAACCGUCGCCCCUACAGCCUGGGUGUGUUGGCCAACAUCCGAGAGUGCCUUGGACAGCGGUGGUACCUUUGCUGGCUCUGUCCUCUCAUCGCCUCCCCACUUCCUGGGGAUGGCAUCCACUUUCAAGUCACAGGGUCUCUGGAGCCAAUCGAUUCUUCAAGGUAACGUGAUGUGCAACUGUCGGCUCUGAAAUCCCAAUGGUUUUGUCAAAGCCUUAGAAAGGAAGUAGUCUGUCUCUUCCCUUGAAGUAAAGACUGUCUCAAACUUUAUAUUUAAAGUUUAAAUGUUCUGUGAUGAGCCCAGAUAUACAAGAUGCAUGGAGAAAAAAACACUGAAAAUAAAAUGGACACUAUCCUGCACUCCAAUACAGUUUUUUAUAUUGUACGAUUGGCAUCAAAAUUGAAUGGAUUGCACAAAUAAAUUUAAAUUAAAUGGAUUCCACUUUUGUUUUUUUUUUCACUUCAUCACUAAACAGUAUGUCCAAGAGAAGUGUUUCAUCCUCAUUUAAAUUGAGUUUUUUUUUCUUUUGAGUGAAAGCAAAAUGUAUAAUCAAUUGAAAAAUAUGACUUUUCUUAUUUACCCUUAUGUUCAAAAUGUAUUCCCUCCUCUUUACCUAAAUGUUGCCUUGUUGGCAAAAUUUAAGACUCACUAAUAUUCCACUGGUACUGUUUAUUUUAGGAAAAAAAACAAUAAAGAAACCAAUUCAUUGUUUAAACGCCAACUGUUCUGAACACUGCUGUGUAUGUAUAUUAUUACAUAGUGAAUAUUACUGUUGUUUUUUGCCCCGAUGACAUUUGUUUGAAGUGCCUGUCCCAUCAAAGCAUGCCCUUUAAACUGUUGGGGAUUUCAGAAGUUUGAUUCUGUCUGAAAGAGCAGCCAUCAAUGAACUCUUUAGGGCAACUGACCUACUGUGUUACCUCAGUGCCACAAGUAGGGUGUGGGCUGGAAGUGCGAACAUUGUGUGUCAUUCUGUUUGUCAUUGUCUUUGCCACUGCUGUCUACUAAAUGAGUCACUUCUCAGUCCAGUGAAUGUUGCCCAUUUUUAUGUUCAGUUAUUCUCCAGAUCUUACCCUGUCUCUUUGUUGCUCAGUGGCAUAAACAGGCAACAAACUCAAAUUCAAUGCCAAAUAAUAAUUAUAUUUAGUGUAAAAGCUUGUCAAGACUACUUUCGUGGUCUUACUUGGUUUCUUCUGUUUAUGUAAAAGUAUCAGUUAAAUAUCUAUAAUUACUGUGAAAGUACUGGAUGUUUCACAAUACCCACAGCAUUUGUAUGUGGUAUUCUGUGAUACCGAAUGUGUCCAUUCUUAUCGUUUUGAAUGUUUUGAGAACCUGCCUAUGAACUAGUUGGUUUAGUUAGCCGCUAUACAGUAGCAGAAAUUGCAAGUUUGUUCACUAGAGCCUGGUGAUCAAUCCUAGCUGUGAAUUAGAUCCAUGUAAAAUUUUCUUUUAAUCAAGGAGACAAUUAGUUUAUUUGCUAGUUGUAAAAAUAAAAUCUCACGAACAAAGUCUUAAAUUGUGACGUCAAUAAAUAAAACCAAUGGGGUAUUUUUGGUUGUUCACCAAUCCUCACUUCAAUAGUAGCAUACUGUAUUACUUUGUCAGGCAGCCAGAUAUCAGUGAUUUAAGUUUAGACUAGAAUCGUUUAAAGAAAUUCAAAUGGUUUUUUAAAAAAAAAAAAACAUGCAAAAGUUCCGUAAACUGUGAUUAUAUGGCUGGUACUCGUGAUAUGUUUGGACAUAUUUAUUGUUCCUAACGCGUAAUGUAUUUUGUUAUAUUUUGAAAGACCUACAAUUAUUUUCCAGAUGAAUUAAACCAAAGGAUACUGUUAUGUUGUACGUAACAACCAUUUAGCUGUUUCAGCCUUUUUCCUAUUUGUCUAUCAAGCCCAGAAAUACAUUGAAUGCGUAUGUAGGCAUUUGAAGUUGUUUUAAGCAAGUUGGAUGAUAUAACAUUUUCUUUUAGAUAAACCCUUGUGCAGCUGCAAGUUUUAGGGGUAGGCAUGAAUGUUAAGUGUAUUUUUAAACAUUUUAAAAACAUUUCGUAGCGAGUUAAUGAAGUAUGGGCACUAUGGUUGUACGUCGUCAUUGUCAACUGAAGAGUUUUUCCAUUGAGCCUUUCCGACAUUUCUUUCAGGUUUUCUUAGAAGGGAAUAGUUAUUUAUUGUCAUUGAGCCAUUGCACUAACGGCCUGUUUGCCUUAGCCCAAUGUUUUUGUUGCUUUUUACACGUAUUCUGGUUUAUUUUCAAAGAACCGGUGCCAUUAUGCGUAUCUAGCGCUCAAGCAGCUGUCUUCUGAAAUUCCCUCCAUUGAAUGUCAUUUCUCGUGUUUCUUUGUUAUUCCCCGGAUUAAAAUAAAUGUUUUGAUACUU
Brienomyrus brachyistius is the source of this 3465-nucleotide messenger RNA. It is a transcript of the gene zdhhc24, whose product is annotated as zinc finger DHHC-type containing 24. The record is from RefSeq and is a predicted model, not a curated record. Gene Ontology annotation, cellular component: Golgi apparatus; endoplasmic reticulum. Gene Ontology annotation, biological process: protein targeting to membrane; peptidyl-L-cysteine S-palmitoylation. The transcript is spliced from 3 exons. Bases 378 to 1262 code for a protein of 294 amino acids. Gene Ontology annotation, molecular function: protein-cysteine S-palmitoyltransferase activity. Lineage: Eukaryota; Metazoa; Chordata; Actinopteri; Osteoglossiformes; Mormyridae.